CAUUAACACAGAACAUGACGACACAGAGAAGUCACCAGAGGCUGUAUCGUCUCCUCCAGUCAAAUCAAUGACGUCACCAGAAGCUGUGUCGUCUCCUCCAGUCAAACCAAUGACGUCAUCAGAAGCUGUAUCGUCUCCUCCAGUCAAAUCAAUGACGUCAUCAGAAGCUGUAUCGUCUCCUCCAGUCAAACGAAUGAAGUUACCAGAAGCUGUAUCGUCUCCGCCAGUCAAACCAAUGAAGUCACCAGAAGCUGUAUCGUCUCCUCCAGUCAAACGAAUGAAGUUACCAGAAGCUGUAUCGUCUCCUCCAGUCAAAUCAAUGACGUCACCAGAAGCUGUGUCGUCUCCUCCAGUCAAACCAAUGAAGUCACCAGAAGCUAUAUCGUCUCCUCCAGUCAAACCACUGCUUGAUGAACCGCGACUCACCGCCACCAUAGACACUGGGUAUGAAUACGGAUUAUACAGUGUUAGUUGUCUCAGUGACGAACACUUCUGGACAUGUGGGGAGAACGAAAUCAUGAAGCUCCUUAACCUGCAGGGUAAACUACUGACAUCAAUACAAACCGAGUCAGGGGACAGACCACAAGACAUCGCAGUGACACGGAACGGAGAUCUUGUUUAUGCUGAGGAUGAUAUUAAAACUGUAAGCCUAAUGAAGAAUGAACAGAUACAGACCGUGAUCACACUACAGGGGUGGACACCUAUCAAUGUCUGCAGUACCGCCUCUGAUGAUCUCCUGGUUUCCAUGAACAGUGAUGAUUACAAACAAUGCAAAGUUGUGCGUUACUCUGACUUCACAGAGACAUAGACCAUUCAGUUUGAUGAUGAAGGUCGACCUCUCUAUUCAUCUGAUCAUAACUAUAAAUAUAGCAGUGAGAACAGGAACCUGGAUAUCUGUGUGGCUGACUUUGGAGCUCAUGCAGUAGUGGUGGUGAAUCAGUCAGGAAAACUCCGAUUUAGAUACAGCGGGCAUCCCUCUGAUACCAAAAAAUUAUCAUUUGAUCCAAUCGGCAUCACUACAGACAACCAGAGUCACAUCCUCACAGCAGACUAUAACAAUGACUGUAUCCACAUCCUAGAUCAGGACGGGCAGUUCCUCCGUUACAUUCAAAACUGUUAUUUAGACAGCCCAUUAGGUUUAUGUGUGGACAUCAGAGACAACCUCUUUGUAACUGAGUUAAACACUAAUAAAGUGAAGAAAAUCCAGUAUCUAUAAACAAAACUUGUUAAUUACACAUCUAAACACAAUGUUAAUUACAAACAUAACAUAAUGCUAUUUAUUGCUGCAUGUUAAUUACACCUGCUUGUUAAUUUCAGUUCUUUGUUAAUACUAUAGGUUAGAGCGAUCGUCCCGCAUGCGGAAGGCCGGGGUUCGAAUCCCGGCCGCGACAGACAUAAGUCGUUAAAACAGGUAGUGACAGUUCCAUCGCCAAACGCUCGGCAUCAGGUGCGAAUGUCACGGGUCCUCCUCGAUGACCUAAUUAAAAACGGAUGUCCCGUGUUAGAGUACGUGUGGCACGCUAAAGAACCCUCACUGCUCAAUGGCCAUAAGCGCCGAGCAUAGGCCUAAAUUUGAAGUCCUUCAUUGGUGACGUCUCCAUAUGAGUGAAAAAUUCUCGAGAGGGACGUUAAACAACAUACAAUCAUCAAUCAAUUAAUUACAGCCCUGUGUUUGUGAUGCCGUGUAAUUAACAUGUACUUGUUUUUUGUGCUUAAAGAACACUAGUCUCUCACUGCCGUUUAGUAUUUCUGUCUGACAAUAUUAUAUGUAUUAUUAUUAUAAUAUAUCCAGUGAAACUUGAUUGAUCUUAGUACAUAUAUAUUAAUUACUAAUUUGACUUUGUCACUAAUUGUUCAUCUAUCUCUAUAGACUCUUUUCAACACAUGUAAAUCACUGAUUAGAAUUCAAUAAAAAUCAGUUAAUAUGAUGUACUUGUUUUUGUGGGAUGAACUACUAAUUAAACAUUAUUCUGAUUGUUGAUUAUAUAAUUUAUAUUUUAUAGAUAAACAUGAUUUAGA
Ostrea edulis (European flat oyster) is the source of this 2019-nucleotide messenger RNA. RefSeq lists its product as uncharacterized. The record is from RefSeq and is a predicted model, not a curated record. The transcript has a single exon. The coding region runs from base 68 to 808 and encodes 246 amino acids. NCBI's taxonomy places the organism in Eukaryota, Metazoa, Mollusca, Bivalvia, Ostreida, Ostreidae.